GCUGGCGGAGGCGGAAUGUUUGGUGACGUCAAUAUAUCCGCCAUUCUGGAUUCAUUUAGUAUUAGCUACGACAAAAGAGUAAGACCAAACUAUGGAGGACCACCCGUGGAAGUGGGGGUUACCAUGUACGUGCUCUCCAUCAGCUCUCUGUCUGAAGUGAAAAUGGAUUUCACGCUGGAUUUUUACUUCAGACAGUUUUGGACUGAUCCACGAUUGGCGUACAAAAAAAGACCUGGGGUUGAGACUUUAUCGGUUGGUUCUGAAUUUAUAAAGAACAUAUGGGUGCCUGAUACCUUUUUCGUAAAUGAAAAACAAUCGUAUUUUCACAUCGCAACAACUAGCAACGAAUUUAUUCGUAUUCAUUAUUCCGGCUCUAUCACUAGAAGUAUCAGAUUAACUAUUACCGCAUCGUGCCCUAUGAACCUACAAUAUUUUCCUAUGGAUCGACAACUUUGUCACAUUGAAAUCGAGAGUUUCGGCUACACCAUGCGGGACAUCCGAUACAAAUGGAACGAGGGCCCUAAUUCUGUCGGUGUUUCGAGUGAGGUGUCGCUACCACAGUUCAAGGUGCUGGGCCAUCGUCAGCGAGCAAUGGAGAUCUCACUCACAACAGGAAAUUAUUCGAGGCUGGCAUGUGAAAUACAGUUUGUCCGUUCUAUGGGAUACUAUUUAAUCCAAAUAUAUAUUCCGUCUGGUUUGAUUGUAAUUAUAUCCUGGGUAUCGUUCUGGUUAAAUCGGAAUGCAACGCCAGCUCGAGUUGCUUUGGGUGUAACCACUGUCUUGACAAUGACUACGCUUAUGUCUUCAACAAACGCUGCCUUACCUAAAAUCUCUUACGUGAAAUCGAUCGACGUUUACCUUGGCACGUGUUUCGUGAUGGUUUUCGCCAGUUUACUGGAAUAUGCAACGGUUGGAUAUAUGGCAAAAAGGAUCCAGAUGAGAAAGCAACGAUUUGUAGCUAUACAAAAAAUAGCUUCGGAGAACAAAAAGAUGCCCGUUGACUGUGCUCCAGUUGGAGAUCCGCAUACGCUUUCUAAAAUGGGGACUUUAUCAAGAUGCCCUCCAGGCAGGCCUUCAGAAGUUCGUUUCAAAGUCCAUGAUCCUAAGGCACAUUCAAAGGGUGGGACACUGGAGAAUACUGUAAAUGGUAGUGGCAGAGGUACAGAUGAUGAAAACUCAGGGCCCCCUUCUCACUUAAUUCACCCGGGAAAGGAUAUAAGCAAGCUUUUGGGUAUGACGCCGUCGGAUAUCGACAAGUAUUCACGAAUAGUUUUUCCCGUUUGCUUCGUCUGUUUUAAUCUCAUGUAUUGGAUCAUAUACCUUCAUGUGUCCGACGUCGUGGCUGAUGAUUUGGUUCUACUGGAAGAGGAUAAAUAGAGGGUGUUUACUAAAAUCCACUUAUUUCACCAUGCAUUUAAGCAUUGUAAUAAUUUGAAAUUAUCACAAUGUACAUAGAAUGAUAUACAACUAAAAUUAU
This is a messenger RNA of Melitaea cinxia (Glanville fritillary), 1477 nucleotides long. It is a transcript of the gene rdl1, whose product is annotated as gamma-aminobutyric acid receptor subunit beta. Gene Ontology annotation, molecular function: GABA-A receptor activity; neurotransmitter receptor activity; extracellular ligand-gated monoatomic ion channel activity. The record is from RefSeq and is a predicted model, not a curated record. Gene Ontology annotation, cellular component: membrane; synapse; neuron projection. The transcript is spliced from 9 exons. NCBI's taxonomy places the organism in Eukaryota, Metazoa, Arthropoda, Insecta, Lepidoptera, Nymphalidae. The coding region runs from base 16 to 1377 and encodes 453 amino acids. Gene Ontology annotation, biological process: signal transduction; chloride transmembrane transport; nervous system process.